Molecule: messenger RNA, 1592 nt
Organism: Archocentrus centrarchus (flier cichlid)
Lineage: Eukaryota; Metazoa; Chordata; Actinopteri; Cichliformes; Cichlidae
Gene: rep15
Product: RAB15 effector protein
Exons: 2
Coding region: 35-853 (272 amino acids)
Biological process (GO): receptor recycling
Source: RefSeq, a predicted model, not a curated record
CAGCCUGUGAUCUGCUGUCCAUCAUCGGUCCGCCAUGGGUGAGAAGUUCAGCAAACCCAUAUCUAACCCACUGAGAAACUUCAGCUUCUUUUCUUCUUUUAAAUGUAGCCGAUCCAGGCAGCCAUCCUUUUAUCGUAACAUGUCCCCCCAACCGAGCAUCUUUGCUACACUAAGGAGACGUGAUGUCCCCAGGCCCAACGAGUUCAUACAUCUUUUCAGCGACUGCAUCUCUGCUGCCUCAGCCAGAGCCCAGGAGUACCUCAGCUUCAAGGAUCCAGAGGACAAGUUCUGCCCGAGUCCCGAGGUGCUCACUCAGGUCUUCCUGAUGACCUACAUCGCUCGGAGUGUGGAUGUCAACCUGCAAGACGACCUUAACUGCACAGUCAUGACGCCCGAGCAGCGCAUCCUCCUGGGUGCCGACUGGGUUUGGGCGGUGCUGGAGAGGCCGACCAAGAACCCUAAAUUCCAGAUUGUCGUGCAAGUCCUGCACCUGCCUGAAAGGGAGGAGGCUGAGAACGUCUCCAGGGAGACCUGCAGUGAAUCUAUCCAGAUGGCUCAGAUGGAGUCCAGCAACGAGAACGUGCACGAGAGGAUGGUGAACUUCUGCACCUCCAUCGGCAAGGACUGCUAUGCUCUCUUCUUGUUUUUUGGGAAAAAAAAAGACAAGGCGAAUAUCUACGGCGUCCUCAGCAAUAAUUUUGAGGCGGCCACUGGAAAAUGCAAAAUUGACAGAGCUCUGAUCGAGAACUUCUUUAAAGGUUCGAGGUAUCUCCAUACGCCUUUAGGAAUGAUGCAGGCAAUUAUGACCAGAAAUAGGGGUGAACCCAUCACUCUCAUGAUUAAAUUCAGCUGAACCAGCUCAUGCUUGGUGGCUAAAGGCACAACACACCACCCACGUGCUAAAAUGCAGUGUCAGCAUUAAAGACCUUUUACGUGUGUCCUUGUUGAUGAUCUUCCACCUUAAUGUGUCAUUCCACUUCUCGCCCUGCUUUCUGACAGUAGUUUACACACUUAUAAUAGGAUAUUUGAGUGCAGUGAACUCACCGUCACGUUCAGGAAACCAGUUUGAUCUGAGUUUUGUGUUAUCCUGCUGGAAGCGGCCAUCAGAGGAUGGGUGCCAGUUUACUCAGACCAGCCUGACUGGCACCAACUGUGCCACAUUCAAAGUCACUUAAAUCACCUUUUGUCCCCAUUCUGAUGCUCGGUUUGAACUUCAGCAGGUCAGCUUGGCCUUAUCUACACGCCUAAAUGCAUUGACUUGCUGCCAGGGCAUUGGCUGAUUAGAUAUAUGCAUUAAUGAGUUGCACGUGCCUAACAAUGUGGCCAGCCCGUGUAUAUGUGUGACUGCAUGUUUUCUGUUUGGGUUCCUUGGUUAUGGAAGAACCUGCCGAAGGAACUCAAACUUGAUUUGUCAGCAUCUUCAUGUAAAUCACAGCUCGACUUAUUUAUAUCAUAAUGCUUUCUUCUUCUUCUUCUACAUUUUUGUCUUUUUCUUAUUAACUCUAGAAUCACUGUAUUUCAUUCUUGAUGUUGCACUUCCUAUUUUGAAUUGAUAUUUGUUUUUCAUUUUAUUUUAACUUUCACCUCUUUAA